AGAAAGUUUUCCAUAUCGUAUAGAACAUUUAAAUACUUUAAAUACGAAAAAAUGUUUCCUACUGGUUUAUUUCUACGUACACAAGCCUUGAAUCUAAAUUACGCACUGUGCUCUAAUAGACGUUACUCGGACACAAAGAGCAACAUAUCAAAUGUCUUCUUUUUGGGCGGCGGCUUGGAAAAGAUGCAAGGAGGAAUCAAAGAAGAAGAAUAUUUUACCUCAAUCAAUCAAGGACUAAUGUGUAAUAUACGCAAGCAUAUUGAAAGCUCUAAAAAUGCCGACUAUAUGCGCAAUUGGGAGGAAUACCAGAAAACUCUGGAUCACGCCGCUCUCUAUAAUACCACUUGCCUCAACAAAUACAAGGAUGUUCACGAGGAAGCCUUCUUCUUAAAUGAGAAUACGGAGUGCAUAAAAAUCAUGAUGAAUCGUACCAAAAUCCCUACCGACACUGACGAGGAAACUUAGCUUGCAAAUGGCGAUGUAUCGAACACAUUUGAUUUUAGAAAUUUCGUUCUUCUCCACAUAUAUACUAUAUUAACUAGGGUAUUCUUGUGAUUAACACAAAACACCUCUUUGUUAUCAAAUUUAAAUAAAUUGCACCUAGACCGUUAAAA
Messenger RNA from Drosophila innubila, 614 nucleotides. RefSeq lists its product as uncharacterized. The transcript has 3 exons. The record is from RefSeq and is a predicted model, not a curated record. Lineage: Eukaryota; Metazoa; Arthropoda; Insecta; Diptera; Drosophilidae. The coding region runs from base 52 to 465 and encodes 137 amino acids.